Amphiprion ocellaris (clown anemonefish) is the source of this 2576-nucleotide messenger RNA. Its product is annotated as sperm acrosome membrane-associated protein 4-like. The transcript has 3 exons. Lineage: Eukaryota; Metazoa; Chordata; Actinopteri; Pomacentridae. The record is from RefSeq and is a predicted model, not a curated record. The coding region runs from base 108 to 485 and encodes 125 amino acids.
CCUGAGUAUAAAAGGUCUUCGCAGUGGUCAUUGUUCUUCAAAGCCCGUCUCAGAGCUGCAGAAACAUUAAGACCUAAAAACUACAGAAAACACUCCUUGGUCCAACCAUGAACAAACUACUGUGGAGCUGUGCAGCACUACUGACUCUGUUUGUGGCAGUCAGUUCUCUCACCUGUAACACCUGCGACGUGUCGAUCCUCGGCUACUGCGCCGGAACCACACCUGUAACCUGCACAGGAAACCAGAACCGAUGCUACUCUGGAAUCGCCAAGUUUAGCGCCGACCUGCUGAACGUCCAUGCACGAGGCUGCAUAGCGGCUGCUGCAUGCACCAACCAGACGGGCUCCAUCCUCACCCUCAACUACUCCAUCACCAGGACCUGCUGCAGCACCAACCUGUGCAACGAAGCUGCCCCCGCCCAGCUGCCCCUGUCUGCAGGCCUGUGCGCCGCCCUGGUGGCCGUCUGGAGCCAGUUUUACAAUUAACAAUUAAUUAGUGCGUCCCAGUGAUAUAACGGAGGGAUAGAGGCACAGUCGUUACAGCAUCAUGUGAUGUUGCAGGAAAACUACAUUUCCUUUAAGGACAGUUUGUCGCUGUAGAUAUCACAACUGUAUAACUGCGCUUUCCUGUAAUUCUCAUUUUUGGCCACCUUAACGUGUCAAAUCUGUAUCAGAACCUUUCCAGACUGUUGUGAUUCCACUGUAUUGGCCAGUUUCACCCAUAUUUAAUGCUGAUUUCAGGGAAGCUAAAUCUUGUGUUUUUUUUGUUUAUUUUGUGUUUGUGUGUAUUUAGUUUCAGUAAAUGACUGAUGGAAUAACUCUGAGACAGGAUUUAAAUGCCUUAAAGUAAUAAGACAGUAGUUAAAGAAAUGGUUUGACAUAUUGGGACAAUUAGCUGUCUGUAUGCUAAAUAAGAAGCUACCAGCAGGUAGCUCAGCAGACAGGGGAGACAGCUAGCAUGGCUUUAUAUGAAGUCAACAAACCGCAUAAAAGCCAUCAUUUCUCAUACUGACAGUAUGCUUUAUGUACAGAAAAUUUCAGUUCAUAAUGCUCUCUUACAACCUUUGUUCAUACAUUCAUGCUAGCUGUUUCCCCCAGGUUUUAGUCUUUGCGCUAAGCCAAGCUAAGCUAAGCUAACUGGCUGAUGUUGGCUGUACAGGCAUGAGAAAGGCACCAAUCUUUUUAUCUAAAUGGCACCAAGAAAGCAAAUGUUUCCCAAACUACUCCUUUAAGUCCCAGUGAUUUAACCUGCUUUAGUCAACACAACUCUCUCUAUAUUUGAGAGUAUGAAGCUGCUAGCUGCCUUGUUUUGCCUUGCCCGCCUAGCUUAGCUUAACAGACAGGCGAAACAGCUAACAUGGCUUUAUAUGAAGUCAACAAACCACCUAAAAACCAUAAUUUCUCAUUUUGACAGUUGGCUUUAUGUACAGAUAAUUCUAGUUUAUGAUGGUCUGUUACAACUUUCGUUAACAUGCUAGCUGUUUCCCCCAGUUUCUAGCCUUUACGGUAAGCUAAGCUAACUGGCUGUUUGUUGGCUGUAAAGGCAUCAGAAAGGCACCAAUCUUUUUAUCUAAUUUUCACUCCUGUUGUCCUCAUUUACGGGCACCAAAAAAUAUUGUUUCCUUGUCUGAAAAAAAUCCCCAAAUUCAGCAAAAAAAAUUCCCCAAAUUUAUGAAAAUUUGCAAAACCUUCAGGAAGAAAAUUCCAAUAAUUCCUGAAAAGUUUUAUUUUUAAAAAUCCCCCAAAUUUGGCAAGAAAAUAUUUGGAAAUAUUUUCAAAAAAAUGAGUAAAAAUCUUCCAAAAAAAAUCCUAAAAAUGUCUAAAGUGAUUCCAUGUAUAUCAGUAAAACUUCUAUUUUCUUUAAGAACAUUCACAUAAAAAUCAACCAAAAUCCAGUGAAAUUCUUUUUUUGAGAAUGUUCUGAAGAAACAUUUUUAACAUUUCUUUUUUUCCACCAAAAAAUGUUCAGAGAUUUCCCAAAAAUGUUGAAAAUGUGGACAUCAGAAGCUUCACUGUGAAAAAUUUUUUUUUUUCCCCCACAUUUUCAAACUUUAAAGCGGGUCAAUUUGACCCGCAGGACGACACGAGGGUUAAUACUUUUGGUAUUUUGCAAAUGUCAUUUAUAUAAGACAAACCAUUUGGGACCCAAUACUGACACCUGGGGGACACAACAAGCAAUGUCCAAGCACAACAAUGAUAUCUAUCCCAACUUCUCUGAUAGUUUCCUGUCCUUUAAGUAACUUUUCACCCGCCUGAUCCCAUACUGUUGAAACUUACUUAUUAAUAUGUCAUGGUUUAUGGUGUCAAAAGCUUUUCUGAGAUCGAUAAAUUCUCCUACUGCAUACUGUUUGUGAUCUACUGCGUUUUUAAUUAAUCCUCAUGGAUGAAUCAUCUGGCACUAGAGAGGAAGACCAUCAAACAUCCACGUCAGCUGAUGGAGGUCCAAGAGUCUCACCCAACAAACAACCUACAGAGUGAAGACCUCCAAUCUGAUUGGACGGCCUCCUAUUCAGCCACGUGUGAACAAAUGCCUCUAAGCUGAUUUGUUUUCUAAAAUAAAUCUAGUUUGAGUCCUAA